Molecule: messenger RNA, 1257 nt
Organism: Trypanosoma grayi
Lineage: Eukaryota; Euglenozoa; Kinetoplastea; Trypanosomatida; Trypanosomatidae
Exons: 1
Coding region: 1-1257 (418 amino acids)
Molecular function (GO): calcium ion binding
Source: RefSeq, a predicted model, not a curated record
AUGUACGCUUCCAGGGCGAAGUCCACACGCUUUAAGGCGGUGGUCGAGCGGACACGGCGCCUUCUUCUUAACAGUGCAGCUGGACCUAACGGUAUCCGCGCACUCAGCCGCAGCCUCGGUAUAGCGGUGGACUCCGGUGGUGCGCUUCUGGGGAGGGAAAAGUUUGUAGAGGCACUAAACAGCACCGGUGUACACCUUGACGACGGCGAUGUGGAAGCGGUGAUGUAUGCCUUGGAUAGGAACGGUGAUGGCACGCUUGAUCCUGUGGAUUUCAUUGCAGCACUGCGACGGGAUCUCACACCAUUGAAGCGCACAUGGAUCAUUAGGGUGUGGUACUUGUUCAGCGAAAACCGAGACGGUGCGGUGCAGAUCGAUGAGCUUCUGGGUGUGUUUAACGCCUCUGGGCACCCCGCUGUUGUGUGUGGUGAGCGCACGGAAGCAGAAGUGCGUGAGGAGUUCCAGGCGACGUUCAAUACCACCACCAACCCCGAAGGUGUCAUUACGCGUCAGGAGUUUGAACAGUACUAUUCAUGUGUCGCUGGGACGUGUCCCGACGAUGCUUCGUUUGUGACGCUGAUGCAGGGUGUGUGGCCUGUUGCGGCUGACGCGCCAGAUGAGCGACCUGUGCAACUCGCUAUGGAGCAGAAUAGCGCGAACACAACAUUUAAGGCAACCCUCACCGCGGCUGAGAAGAGCGAUGUCAAUAAGAGGAGACAGCAUGUUGCCGACAUGGAUAAGCUAAUUCGCGAUGUGCAUCGGCCCGCUGUCAUGUCGGAUCCACUUGCUGUCCGUCAACUCUCGCUCUCUCUGCGUGAGGUUGACACUGACGGGGCAUUCUUCCUUUCGAGGGACACCUUUCUGGCUGCGUUGUGGAAACAGCGACUUUACGUUACGAAUCCACAGGACCUUCUCGCCGUUCUAGACACGAAGGGCGAUGGCUCGGUGGACUAUCUACUGUACAUGAUGAUGCUGCUUCCUCCGUUACCAUCGGCACGGCUGAUGAUGCUCGAGAGACUUUGGGAUCUGUUUCCAAAGGACACAUCUGGAGGUAUCGACGUUUUGGAGCUCCACAAACGUUUCCAGGCGAAGGACGGGGAGGAAAAGAAUGCUUUCCUUGGGGCGUGGGAUGUCCGACGCGCCAUCCAGCGGCGUGUCACGAUGGAGGAGCUCAUUGAGUGGUACACGCCUGCGAGUCUUGCGACUCAAUUGGACAAUGAGUUUGACACACUCCUAAAGAGGCAGUGGGGCCUCGUCUAG